AUGUUCAUGGCGGGGCAACUUGUUCAAAAGGCGAAACCUUGGGCGACCUCGGCUUCUUGGCGCGAGGCACGCUGCGAAGUACUCGCUACAGGAGUCAGCUGCCUCAAUAGCAACCCGAGCGUGAGGAGCACCUGUUCCGGCUACAAGGCAGGGAGCAUGCCUUUGAGUGAGCCGCCGGUUUUCCCGACUGAGAUGAUGGCAGUCUGCCCCGGCGCGUACUGGUGCUCAAAAGAGCAGGAAACGUGCACCUGCCAAGGUGAGAUCACCUAUGCUACGGAGCUCUUCACGGGUGAAACCUAUACCGUACCUGAGGCCGAGCAGAAGUACAAGGUUGUCUCGAACGGAACAUGGCUGUGUGGGACGGAUCAGUCGGGACGGCCGUUCGCGGACCCUGCGCCCUACAAAGUGAAGCACUGCUGGUGCACGCCCAAAGGCAUUCUGGACAUUGUACAGCAACAUGGAGGGGGCCAGAUAGAGAAGAAGAAGUGCUCUGAGAUAGUGACUGAUGACUUCAACCGCUUCAGCCCUCGACGCCUCCAACGCCGAGAUGCCCAAAGGGGGGAUGGAGGUGGAGUGUCGGCGCCCGUGCGGAAGCUUCCCGCCGAGAUCUUUGCUGGGGAAGAGUACGACUACAGAUACACUCCAUGGGCCCUGGUGACUGUGGAGGACUCCGACUACGGGAUGGAUUCUGUCACUCCCGUGAGACAGCUUCGCUGUGCCUACGAGUAUGGGAUCCCCUUGGCCUCUACACAGGUCUAUAAGGGCCACGCCCCCUACGACGGGGAUGUGUGGGUAGUGGAGGACAUCGCCAAAAGGUGGGGGCGAGAGGCCUCCCGGACUUGCUGGGUGCGCGAAAGCACAGCGCAGGCGUGCGCUAUUGCCUUGGAGCAGCCUGGCCAUCUCUUGCAAUCCGUCGGCGGCAAAGUCGAUCGCUGGCUUUUCCAUCUUCUUCCGGCGCUUGGCAUCUGCCUAGUCUUCACGACAAUAGUCGGCCUGCAGUACUGGCGCCAGCGGCAGGAUGAGUCUGACUCGUCCAGUUCAGAUCAAGAAGUGCCACUCACUCGAUGA
Molecule: messenger RNA, 1068 nt
Organism: Symbiodinium natans
Lineage: Eukaryota; Dinophyceae; Suessiales; Symbiodiniaceae
Source: the annotation of a GenBank genome assembly